AUGGCAGGCACCAAAAUUCUUGUUCUCGGUGGCACAGGCCCCACAGGAAUCUGCCUGCUGCGAGAACUUGUAUAUCGAAAACAUGAGACCAUAGUCUACGCACGGAACCCUUCCAAGAUUCCUGAAGACCUAACAUCGGAUGAGUUACUUGAAGUUGUCAAGGGCGAAAUGAGCGAUCUCGACUCCCUCUCCGUGGCCAUAGCCAAAUGCCGAGUCGUCAUCUCCUUGUUGGGUCCCGGAAUAAACGAUAGAAAUGGCAGUCGCAGCCUAUUUGGGGACAUCUACAAAUCAUAUGUGUUUCCCUUGAUGCGCGAACAUGGAGUUGACCGCAUCUUUGCGAGCGGCACACCGUCUAUUUCUCGACCAGAGGACCAUUGGACGCUUUUCACGCUUGCCGUCAUCCCUCUUAUCCGCACGUUUGCGAAUUUCGCUUAUCGGAAUAUGCUGAACAUUGCAGAUGCUUUUGAGAAUCAUGCCGAUGGCCUCAAGUGGACUGUCUAUCGGAUUGCGGCGAUUCCCGGAAAUCAGGACCAAGAGAGCUGGCGAAAGGACAGAGAGGAUGGAGAGACGUUCGUUGGAUGGGUAGGAGAAGAUGGCUGGACAAUGUCCCAGAGGAGAGGUGCCCUUGCGCGCUGGCUUGUGGAUGCUGCAGAGGGCGGAGCUGAAGAGUGGGUGGGCAAGAUGCCAGCCGUGUGCAAGAAGGGAUAA
Messenger RNA from Aspergillus puulaauensis, 708 nucleotides. RefSeq lists its product as uncharacterized. The coding region runs from base 1 to 708 and encodes 235 amino acids. The record is from RefSeq and is a predicted model, not a curated record. NCBI's taxonomy places the organism in Eukaryota, Fungi, Ascomycota, Eurotiomycetes, Eurotiales, Aspergillaceae. The transcript has 2 exons.